AUGGUCACCAUCCCAAAAACACACAAGGCCGUCGCCACCCCCGCCCCGCGGGCCCCCCUCGUCCUCCUCGACCGCGACACCGAGGCCCCCGGCCCCGGCGAGGUCCUGAUCCACAACGAGUGGACGGCCUCCUCCCCGCUCGACCUCCACCGCGCCGACGGCGGCCUGCUCUGCCACCACCCGGAGGUCAUGGGCGGCGGCGCGGCCGGCACCGUUGUCGCGUCCGGGCCCGGGACGGAGCAUCGGCUCCGGCCGGGUGAUCGGGUGUUCUACUUCGCGUUCCACGACUUCCGCGAGCGCGCGCAUCAGGAUUUCGCCACCGUCCCGGAGUAUCUUGUGUCGGCGCUCCCCGGAAAUGUGAGGCCCGAGGAGGCUGUGACGGUGCCGACGAAUUUGAUUACCGUGUUUCAUUCCGUCACGGCUGACCUUGGGCUCGAGUUGCCCUGGCCGAGACCAAGUGGUUGGGAGCCGAGGGAGAGGGAUGCGCCGGUGCUGGUUUGGGGCGCGGCGAGUAGUGUGGGCGUGUACGCCGUGCAGGUGCUGCGGUACUGGGGGUACGACAACGUGAUUGCCGUCGCGAGCGAGAAGCACCAUGCGUACCUGAGGGAGAUCGGGGCGCGGGAGACGUUCAGUUAUCGGGACGCGGAUGUGGUCCCACGGGUGUUGGAGGCUGUGGGCGAGGACGGGGUGCCGUUCGUGUUGGACUGCAUCGGGUCUGUCGAGGGCACGCUGAGGCCGUUGACGAAGAUCGCGAGGAGGGGGACCAAGGUGGCUAUCAUGUUGCCUGUUAUCGUGAGGGAUGCGACGGAGGAGGUCGAGCCUGAGUAUGAGAUGGACGUGGGGAAUGUGCUUGUCGGGGAGUGGGAUGAGGGUGUUGAGUUGAGGGGCGUGAGGACGCAUUUCUACCUGGCGAAUGAGUUCUUCAAGGAGAAGAUGCAGAGGGAGAUCGUGCCCAAGUUGCUCGAGGAUGGCAUCAUUAAGCCAAAUAGGCAGAAGAUCGUGGAGGGAGAAACGAUGUUGGAGAGGGCGCAGAAGGCGAUUGAGUUACUCAGGAAGAGGGAUCCUUCUGGGGAGAGGCUUGUCUGGAGGGUGUCGGAUCUGAAGUUGUGA
Molecule: messenger RNA, 1110 nt
Organism: Colletotrichum karsti
Lineage: Eukaryota; Fungi; Ascomycota; Sordariomycetes; Glomerellales; Glomerellaceae
Product: zinc-binding dehydrogenase
Exons: 2
Coding region: 1-1110 (369 amino acids)
Molecular function (GO): oxidoreductase activity, acting on NAD(P)H
Source: RefSeq, a predicted model, not a curated record